UGGGGUGAAGACGAGAGCAGAGGGAUUUGGGGAAGGAAAGAAUAAAAAAAAAGAGACGAAAGGAGGGGGACCAUCCUCCCCACCACCUCCGCCAGCAUCGCCACCACCGUUGACACCGCUCCGAGUCUCCAGUUGCGCCCAUGCCUGUGCCGCCAGUUUCGGUUUAGGGGCUGAACCGCAGGGGCUGAAGAAAAUGGGGCAGAGCGCGCCCCGGACCCUCCUGCUGCUGCUGGCGGGGCUGCUGGGGGAGGCUCUGGCGGGGUUCCCCAACACCAUCAGUAUAGGUGGACUUUUCAUGAGGAACACUGUUCAGGAGCACAGCGCAUUUCGAUUUGCUGUGCAGCUGUACAACACAAACCAAAAUACCACAGAAAAGCCCUUCCAUUUGAACUAUCACGUAGAUCACUUGGACUCUUCCAACAGUUUUUCAGUGACAAAUGCUUUCUGUUCGCAGUUUUCCAGAGGAGUUUAUGCCAUCUUUGGAUUCUAUGACCAGAUGUCCAUGAACACCCUGACGUCGUUCUGCGGCGCCCUCCACACGUCCUUCAUCACCCCGAGCUUCCCAACAGAUGCCGAUGUGCAGUUCGUCAUCCAGAUGCGGCCAGCCUUGAAAGGAGCCAUCCUCAGUCUCUUGACUUACUAUAAGUGGGAAAAGUUUGUGUACCUCUAUGACACAGAACGGGGAUUUUCCAUUCUUCAGGCAAUUAUGGAAGCAGCAGUACAGAACAACUGGCAAGUGACAGCCAGAUCUGUAGGAAGCAUAAAAGAUGUUCAAGAGUUCAGAAGAAUUAUAGAGGAGAUGGACAGACGGCAAGAAAAAAGAUACUUAAUUGACUGUGAAGUAGACAGAAUCAACACCAUUUUGGAACAGGUAGUAAUCCUCGGAAAACACUCUAGAGGCUAUCACUACAUGUUAGCUAACCUGGGUUUCACAGACAUUGUUCUGGAGAAAGUAAUGCAUGGAGGUGCCAACAUAACUGGAUUCCAGAUUGUUAAUAAUGAAAAUCCAAUGGUUCAACAGUUUCUACAGCGCUGGAUGAGGCUUGAUGAAAGGGAAUUCCCUGAAGCCAAAAACUCACCAUUAAAGUACACGUCUGCACUGACCCACGAUGCAGUGCUGGUGAUAGCUGAGGCUUUCCGGUACCUCCGAAGGCAGCGUGUGGAUGUCUCCAGGAGAGGCAGUGCUGGAGACUGCCUGGCUAACCCUGCAGUGCCAUGGAGCCAAGGAAUUGAUAUAGAAAGAGCACUGAAAAUGGUGCAAGUUCAAGGAAUGACAGGGAACAUCCAGUUUGACACCUAUGGGCGGAGAACAAAUUACACAAUUGAUGUGUAUGAAAUGAAAGCUGCUGGGUCACGGAAGGCUGGUUAUUGGAAUGAAUAUGAAAGAUAUGUGCCAGCAUUAGAUCAGCUGCCCUCUAAUGACACUUCAUCUGUGGAGAACAGAACCAUAGUAGUCACUACCAUCCUGGAAUCACCAUAUGUAAUGUAUAAGAAAAACCAUGAACAACUAGAAGGGAAUGAGAGAUAUGAAGGCUAUUGUGUAGACUUAGCUUCUGAAAUAGCAAAACAUGUUGGAAUAAAAUACAAACUGUCAAUUGUUGGAGAUGGGAAAUAUGGAGCUAGGGACCCUGAGACUAAGAUAUGGAAUGGCAUGGUGGGUGAACUGGUCUAUGGGAGAGCAGAUAUAGCUGUUGCCCCCCUCACCAUAACAUUGGUACGAGAAGAAGUCAUAGACUUUUCCAAACCCUUUAUGAGCUUGGGCAUCUCCAUCAUGAUCAAGAAGCCUCAGAAAUCUAAACCAGGCGUGUUCUCUUUCCUGGAUCCUUUGGCGUAUGAAAUUUGGAUGUGUAUAGUCUUUGCUUACAUUGGAGUCAGCGUAGUUCUUUUCCUAGUCAGCAGAUUCAGCCCUUAUGAGUGGCACUUGGAAGACAACACUGAAGAACCACGUGACCCUCAGAAUCCUCCUGACCCUCCAAAUGAGUUUGGAAUAUUUAACAGCCUUUGGUUUUCCCUGGGUGCCUUUAUGCAGCAAGGAUGCGAUAUUUCUCCAAGAUCUCUCUCAGGGCGAAUUGUCGGAGGAGUCUGGUGGUUCUUCACUCUCAUCAUUAUCUCUUCCUACACUGCUAAUCUCGCUGCCUUCCUUACGGUGGAAAGGAUGGUUUCACCCAUAGAGAGUGCAGAGGACCUGGCUAAACAAACUGAAAUAGCCUAUGGCACUUUGGAUUCAGGUUCAACCAAAGAAUUCUUUAGAAGGUCAAAAAUAGCUGUCUAUGAGAAAAUGUGGUCGUACAUGAAGUCGGCAGAGCCCUCGGUGUUCACCAAGACGACGGCGGACGGGGUGGCCAGGGUGAGGAAGUCCAAGGGCAAGUUUGCCUUCCUGCUGGAGUCCACGAUGAACGAGUACAUCGAGCAGCGCAAGCCCUGCGACACCAUGAAAGUUGGAGGCAACCUGGAUUCCAAGGGCUAUGGUGUAGCAACCCCCAAAGGCUCAGCAUUAAGAAAUGCUGUUAACCUGGCAGUAUUAAAACUGAAUGAGCAAGGCCUCUUGGACAAAUUGAAAAACAAAUGGUGGUACGACAAAGGAGAGUGCGGCAGCGGGGGAGGUGACUCCAAGGACAAGACGAGCGCUCUGAGCCUGAGCAAUGUUGCGGGCGUGUUCUAUAUCCUUGUGGGAGGCCUGGGGCUGGCCAUGAUGGUGGCACUGAUCGAGUUCUGCUACAAGUCUCGGGCCGAGUCCAAGAGAAUGAAGCUCACCAAGAACACACAGAACUUCAAACCUGCUCCUGCCACCAACACCCAGAAUUAUGCUACCUACAGGGAAGGCUACAACGUGUACGGCACAGAGAGUGUGAAAAUCUAGGGAUCUUCACCCUGACAGCAUGCAAGACAAAAAGCAGCAGAGAAUGUGGCUACUUCAUGGAUUUGGACCAUCUGAGCCAGUUGUACUCUCUCCGAGGUGUCAAGCAUGACACGCAUUGAUGAUGGUGCAAUGUACUUUUAAUAGGAAAAACUGGUAUUUUUUCCUUCAGUGCCUUAUGGAAGACUCUGAGACUCACAACAAUGCAAACCAUCACUGAAAUAUUCUUGCUUUGCUUCAAAGAAGUAAAAGAAAACAAAGAGAGGAAAAGAAAAGAAAAAUAAAAAAAGAAACAAAUGGAAGGGAAAAAGGACUGGUAAAAAGAUAUUGGUAUGUGAAAAAAAAAUUCUUGUAAAAAAAGAUCAGUGCAACAAAAGCCAUUCUUUGAUACCACUGCACAGUAACUGAACUUGUGUCCUGAAAGCAGCUGCAGCUGGUUUCAUCAGCCACCCCAAUCGUAUCAAAUUAUGAAACUGCUCCUGACACAAAGCCUCAGAAAUCUGCGGCGUGCAAGCGUGGACUGGCCUGCCACUGCUUGUAUGAGCUGAUGUCAAGAUGUUUCAGUAUUUACUUACAGUGGUGUCAUUUUAUUUUUUUUUUCUGAGCCACUUUAACCUCUCCAGCUAAUUUGAGCAAUUCUGUAUAGCAGCAAAAGGAGGGAAAGAAUCCGUGAAUUCAAACCAAUUAAGGUCAAUGACUGUGAAUCUGUAAAUCCAAAAGAAAGUAAUUUGUGGAACUGCAUGUCUUGCUUCCAGAUCAGUAAAUUAAUUUCUUGACAAGGUAGCUAAAGUGCGGGAAGAAAAUAUUGCAUUCCUUUUUUUUGUUCUAUCAUCAGGCAUACCUACAGGUGCUUUAUUAAAAUGACAUUGGGUGGCUUUUAAAAUUAAAAAAAAAAAAAAGGAAAAGCUACUUGCAGUUUAAGUUCAGACCAUAUAUCUCUUUUCUUGCUGUGCAUUUGAAUUUUAAUUCACUGUUUAAUAUCAAGCAAUGAAGCAAGAGAGAGGCAGGUCAGUUUUUCCCAGGCCUGCUUCUGCUUCUCCCCAGUUCUCUCCCGCCCAGCGCCGUGCUCAGCUAACGCUCCUCAGCCCCGGUCCUUGUAAAGCAGAAGCAAGGGAAGAGGACAGUAACUCCGGUUUAGCUGCAGUUCCAGAGUAAUAGUAAGCGAUCUAACACGACUCCUGCUAGUACUGUUAUACUCUAUCAGCUCCUGCCAGCUCUUGUUUCAUGCCUGGUGAGAGGAUGCUCUGUCCCUGCCUCUCUGUGAGGAGGAGCUCACUGUUACUCACAUCCAACAUCUUAGACAGCAGCAUUUCAGCCUUGAACCUCUGCCUGGAAACUACUUAACUUCAUCUCUAAAAAUAAAAAUAAAAAUUAAAAAAAAAAAAAAAGGAAAAAGGAAAAAAAAAACCACAAAACUUUAAACAUAUUGUCAAUCACAUGGGAAAUGUUCAAUGGAAUAUCUGCUUACUAAUUACCUCUAAUCGACAAUAUGUAUUUUCCGUAGUUUAUGAUAGAGUUUUAUUUCAUCAAUAACAUACAGUGAAAAAGAAACUCAUUUAAACCAGUCUGACCCUUAGGCAUUUAGUUUGCUGAUGAUAGAUUUGAACUUUUAAUAGGAUUUAAAAACAAACAAAAAGCAAAAAAAAUAAUAAAAAGAAAAGUCUUGUUAAAAAUAUGUAUUUCCAACAAAAUGUAAUAUAAAAUCAUUUUAAAAGCUCAUAGGAGAAUAAUUUAUUGUUCAAGUUUUUAACGGGAUAUUGACAAAAAAUUGUUUUGUUUUCAUUUUCUUUUCAUGAAACUCUGAUUUUUUUUCAACUUCUGAACACGAUCACGUCCCCAGCAAGGGUGAGUUAAAGCUGUGCAGUUAUGAGUUGUAUUUAAAACAAACGUUUUUCUUAAAAGCUGUAUAAAAUAUGUAUGUUUAUCAGAUCAAUUUUUAAGAGUGGAGGCUUCACACCAGUGAAGGGAGUUUGGUAAAUGGUUCGAUAUUUUUUAAACUUGCAUGUAAAUCUAAAAUGUGUUGAGUGCUUACCAAUUCUGGCUACCAACUUCAAGCUAUCAGAAGUUUGGCAGUAGUCUCAUGAUGAUUUGUUUUGGUAUAUUUUUUUAAAUUUGUUUUGCUUCAGGGGCUUAGGGGGUUCUCUCCUUUUUUUUUUCUCUCCUCUUUUUUGUUUUUUUUUGUAAUUUAAGUUCCUAUUUUUGGUCGUUGAAACUGCACUUGAGUGAGCAGAAAAAUUGCCAAGCAAACUAAUGGCUGUAAAAGCAUAAACUGCAUGUGUGGACAUCAAUUACUGAGCCUCAUUUUGAUGAGGUGUUGUACAAAGGGUUUUAAUACAUUUUGUAAAUAAAACUGUAAAGAAAAAAAAUUAAA
Melospiza georgiana is the source of this 5228-nucleotide messenger RNA. RefSeq names its product glutamate ionotropic receptor AMPA type subunit 3 (gene GRIA3). The coding region runs from base 194 to 2860 and encodes 888 amino acids. Gene Ontology annotation, molecular function: transmitter-gated monoatomic ion channel activity involved in regulation of postsynaptic membrane potential; AMPA glutamate receptor activity. Gene Ontology annotation, cellular component: plasma membrane; dendritic spine; AMPA glutamate receptor complex. Lineage: Eukaryota; Metazoa; Chordata; Aves; Passeriformes; Passerellidae. Gene Ontology annotation, biological process: modulation of chemical synaptic transmission; monoatomic ion transport; synaptic transmission, glutamatergic. The record is from RefSeq and is a predicted model, not a curated record. The transcript is spliced from 16 exons.